Molecule: messenger RNA, 8083 nt
Organism: Amoebophrya sp. A25
Lineage: Eukaryota; Dinophyceae; Syndiniales; Amoebophryaceae
Source: the annotation of a GenBank genome assembly
UCAGCGUCAAAAGAUACCUCCAGAACAGGUAAAUGAAUGAAUGAAUGAAUGCAGUGAUUUUAGUGCAUGACCCAGUCCUAGGCCCAAUAUUUUUGAUUACGCAUGGAUUUCCCCUCAAGAUCAACACGACUAUUGAUUUUUCCUCGCGCAUGUCAGCGGCGACUACGACGAUCUACAAGCAUUUAGUUGUGACUAAAAAGAGUACGUUUUCAAUUGCUAUUUUAAUUUAAUACAACCCUCGUAGUCGUAAGCCAGCCUAAUCUUUCUCCUCUUACCAUUUUCCUCCAUGAAAAAUGGCGAAAAAAUGCAUAAUUUCUGAUUAUCCGCUAUAAAAUUGAGUUUUUCCCUAGGAGCGACUACUACAGAUACAUAGACGCGCUUGUUAAUCAAUUAAGAAAAAGAAGUUUCAUCUUCAGGUUAUUUCAAAGUGACGAGCAUCGUGAUUGACACUGAAUUAUCGGCUUCUUGUUCAGUGGGGGUUUCCUAGAUUGAUCAAGUACAUGAAUAUGAAGUCAUCAUCUUCUACUAAAUAACAAACUUCUUGUUCUUCUAAUUCUUGAUGUUGAAAGAGAAAAAGUGAAACUCAGAGUCAGACAAAGUUCAAGUUCUUCUUCAAAAAUCAAAAUCAAAAUGAUUGGUGGUUCGUACCGUGAUGCUCGGGGUGGCAGUAAGGGAAGUCCGCACCACCUCGAAAGCUUUGCCGCCUUCGCUGAUGGGCGUGACUUUCAGACAUAUUAUGCGAUCGGGAAAAAAAUCGGAUUCGGUGGAUUUGGUGCAGUCUACCGCUGUGAAGAGCGCCGUAUUCACGGAGCUGAAAUAGUAAAUUUAAGGUGUAGAAAAAUGUGAUGAAGAGGUGGUAGGUUGUAGUUGUCAGUAUCGAGGUCGCGAUGGAGCGUCGUGUUUAUCACUUGAUGAAAAUUAUGAAAAUUCCUUGUUAUUGUGACGACUAGUAGUUAUUUCCUUACUGCGGUAGACAAUUAGUUGUAGAUAAGUUGGUUCUGUCAGAGUCAGGAGAACAAGCAUGCUCAACCACUAACUAAUGCCUCAAAUUUAUUUUCAUUUUGUAACUUCUACUAAAAAAAAGUCAUCUUGUUGCAUAGAACACAAAGCAAGAACGGAUGAAUGUUCUUGAGCCUCCACCUGCCCACUGCUUCACAGAACUACCUCUAAGGAAAGACGCAGAUGAUGAUCGCGAAGAUGUUGAGGGCAGAGGCGGCCUGCGGACGAGCUCAUCGACCGCGUCUGCUCACUAUGCGAACAAAAGGGAGAGGAGUACGUCGUCUGCUAGUAGUCUCACUACAACGCGAACAAAAGUGGCGUCGAACAAGGAAGUUCUUGCAAGUGGAGAGGGAGGUCCAACCACAUCUUCCCCGAAAGUGGCAUCGAACAAGGAAGUUCUUGCGAGUGGAGAGGGAGGUCCAACCACAUCUCCCCUUCCAGGCGGAGCACACAUACGGAGCGAAAGCCAGAAUAGAGAGACGCCAGAUCGUGUCGUCUCGCGAGAUAGCAGCAGAAGUCCGUCGGCGUCUUCAAGUCUGCGAUUACGCAAAGCCUCUUCUCGGCAGCACCCAGCGACGUCAAAGCAAGGCUCGCCAGAUGCUUUAGAAGGGGACGUCGCAGCUACAAGAGAACAGGAGGACCGCAAGAUGAUUAGAAGUUCCAAUUAUAUCGCUUCUAAGAACUCCAAGACGGAUAGUACUACAACUUCUAGGGGACGCAGUAGCGCCAAAAAGUGUGACCAUCAUCAUAGAGGUGGAGAUGAUAGACAUGUAGAUGGAGGGGCGAAUGCAGGAAGAAUCUAUGAUCGGGAUCUGUGUGUGAAAGUGGUAGGAGCGGAAGGAAAGAAGAGUCCGACUCUCUUGCUCUACGGCAACGAAGAGCGCACUUUGCGCCACUUGAACACCUUGCUUGAUCUGCGAUACCUGAGCCCUUGCGUUGUGAAGUAUCUAGAUUUCUUCUUAGAUCAACAUCAAAGUUACGACUUACGCUAAUCGUCCAUCUCCUGAAGCAUCUUGGUCGGAGCUGUCCCAUAAAUAAGGGAGAUGAGCACAGCUUCAUCAAGAUGAACCUCAAGAUGGAUUCGGGUGAGCUCUAACAAAGCGUCUCCAGUGGUGGCACUACAUCUUCACGACUACAACUGUCUUCAUCUUUUACCUCGUUUUCGCCGGCUCCACCGAAGAAAAUGUACAUCUUGAUGGAGGAACUACGCGGUCCAGACUUGAGACAAGUUCUAGCGGACUCUUCCUCUAGAAAGGUACCGAAACGAGGCUCGUCAAAGCAUUUCGCCGGAAAAUACUAUGGCCAGGGCUCUCUCGCGGCCAACUCUGCUUUGGCUCCUGCAGCUAUGGGAACAACUGCUCAAGGAGUUGUUCUUGGGGGGGUGGGACCAGGCAUGGGAGGUGGAGCAUCGUCCCCAAAUCCAUCACGCUUUCCUAACAACAUGAUGAAUCAGCAUGUUGGCACUGGCGUAGUUGAUGUACAACAACAAGGAGUAGUUCUUGGAGUACCUGGCGCUGUCGCAGGACGAGGUGGAGGUCGUGCUACUUCUGGAGGAACGAUGAUUUAUGAAAAUGUCAAGUUUCACCAUCAACAAAAUGGCGGUGCUACUGCUGCUGCUCCUUUUACCCCCAGCCGAGUUCCGAGUGCUUUUGUUUCUCCUGGAGGACCAGCAGGUCAACAUCAACAACAACAUGUUAGUGGUACUAGUAUGGGCUAUUACAAUUACGAUUACCAGGUUUCCCCAGCGUCCUCCUUCCAUAGAGGAUUUCACAGUGCUGGUGCUCAUUCAGGCGGAGACGAGUCUCAUCAACAUGGUCAUAGUAGUUUCGAGUACAACAUCACGACUAGCUACGAUUACGGCUAUGCUUUCACGGAUUCCGCUAACUAUCAGGGUCCAGAAGAUGGAGAUGGUCACAAUAAUUACGCCAGUAGAGGUGGACAUGGACAUAGAGGUUCGUGGAAUUCCUUAGAGGACCCAGCAGCUUCGGAUCGACGACAGCAGAUGGGAGGAGGUCUCAAGGGUGCAGUAGGCAGUGCUGUGCAUGGACUCUUCGACCAAUUAGAGCAUGUGCUUACGAAGUUGAUGGUCAGCGACGCAAAGGGUGUGGCAGAGAAAAGACGACACUCGUUACCAGUACUACCUCCGAAACCGGGCUCGUUUCUCUCUUCGACGUCGCGUCAGUGUAGCGCCAGCAGCGCACAAAUUGUCCGAAACAGAACGUCCUCGCGGAAAAACAGAAGCUCCUCAAAGCAGGAGCACGGUGUUGUUCAUCAUGAUGAGCAUCUACCUCAUCAACUACCUCAUCAAGGAACAGCAGGUGGAGGAAAUGUCGGGCAUAUGCUCGGCUAUCUCGGUGGUUACCAUCGUAACGAUCAUGUUGGAGGUGGAGCAACGUGUACGAAAAAUGUGCCAAGUCGAGGACAUGGACGUCAAAGAGGUGAUCCCCACCAUCAACAUGAGCUUCCUCUACACGAGCCGGCGAAUCGAAGCCAAGACGAUAUCGACAGAGGGCACAUGCAGCAACAUUUAAGGCUCAACCUUCAUUGGUCAUAGAGGUUGGUCACUGAAAUCGAAGAGGGUCCCCUUGAGAGAACUACAGGGGAAAAUGAAGGGAAAGGGGACGAGAGCCUUGCAGGGGGUCUCUUCGUUCCGUUCAGAGUCAUGAUAACCAAGGAAUGCUGAGCUUUAAAAGAGGAUAUCGACAGAGGGCACAUGCAGCAACAUGCUACACUCUUGAGGCUGUCAUUGGGCAACCUGCAGCAUCGAGAAGGUCAAGGUGGCCCUCCGGGAAAUAACCUUGAGGAUGAUGAUUUGGCAACUCAUGGUCGCGGCGCCAGCAGCCGUGGCGAACCUGAGCCCGAGCGCGGACUUCCCGAUGAGCUAAGUGCAGAUGAUAAAGAAGUGCAAGAACUAGAACAACGAUCUUCUGCAGGACUAGCAGGACAAGAAGAGGAACAUCUACAUCAGAAUCAAGGAGAAAAUAAGUUGUUUGGUUCUCCCUGUAUUGCGUCCACUUUACCUGUGCAGCCUUCGCUUCCGUGCCCACUACGAAAACCCCUCCUGCUGCAAGAAGAUUCCUCGACAACAGACCUGCAAAGUGCCUCGCGAGCCCGUUCAGGCCCGGCCGAGGUGUCUAAUGCCCGAAAGCGAAGUAAGAGUCUGUGGGAAGCCAUUUCAUCCUCGGGCACAGAGUCCUCAGAGGACCCAGAGGAUGGGGACGAGGACGAGCAUAAUACAACUCAACAAGAAGCUUAUAGGGGCACGAGGCCAUCACUUCUAAUGCUAGGGUUAGGGCGCACAGGCGGACAUGAUGGUACAACAACUCUCCUUGGACAGAUCAUGGGUAUUAACAACAUGAACAUGAUCAGAAGCACAGCAACGAGAAAUAAAGGCAAUAUUAAAAACAAUGUGAAAAGGAAGAAGAUGCGGCGUGAUUUGUAUUCGUCAGAAUCGCUCGUUUCCCCAAGCAAAUUCGUCUCUCUCAACCGUGACUUUGACACGACAACUGGAGAUCGUAAUGUUGCCAGGAGAGGCUUCCGAGGUAUGCUUGUGCAGCAGCAACAAAGUGGCGUCACGUCCGGCGGCGAUCACUCAGCCAGCAUUACCGGCGACCAGCACAAAAAUAUCAUGGGAUCGUCAUUCAUGACACGAAAUAGUUUUUCGGCUGGGCGAGGAGAGGCACCCGGAGCACAACGCAGGAGCUUAACGUCAACAAAUACCAGCAGAACAUUGUUCCCAGAAGGAGAGCAGCAGAGGGCGACAGGCAGUGUCGACGCAGGGGGGGAAAAUACAGUUAGUAUUAGAAGCAGUACUGGAACAUCAAAUGGUAAUAGACAUGGAGAUAUGAAUACCACAAACAUGAUGAACAUUACUGCGAUCAUGACCACCAGCACUGGUUCGAAGCUGGCUUCCGCGGGAGAAGAGCACCGCAUCACAGGAUCUAGCUCCGCUAGUAGUUCUAGCAGCACGAAAGGGGUCCUCCUUCAACCUGGAGGUACAGGAUCAUCUGGAUCUGCGCACGUUGGUAUUGGAGACAUGUUUUCGUCUAAAAAUAUUACAGGAGCGUCGAGUCGCACCUCAGGCAGUGUGUCGGUAUCUGAGCGGGGAAGUAGCGGCGGAAUUUCUUCCCCUUGUUUGCCAGAUGAAGGCAUUCUAGUUGGCGGCGCAACCUAUGCGAGUCCAAUUAUCCCCUACAACAAGAAGCCACCUGGUUGUAGUACUCCUGGUCUGGGUAGUAUUGGCAUAGGAGGUCAACAAAGAACAUCAAGGGAGCAUAAUCCGGAUCCGCCUGAGGGAGCACCAGGUGGAAGAACAUCUAGUUCAUCGAGAGACUCGAGAACGAACAAGGCUGCAAGGGCCGCGAGGCAAGAUGAUGUCCACCUGGUUGAUCCAGGUUUCGGCGCGUGGGAGGGAGAUCCAGUGUUAAAUCUGGACUUUCUGCGUCGUUUAAUGGGUCAAAUGGCAGAGGCUGUUGCGGUGGUGCAUGCUGCGGGGAUGAUCCACCGAGAUUUGAAGAUAGAGAACUUCAAGUUCCGGGACCCCAGUUUGAGGCAGUUAGUGUUGUUGGAUUUUGGGCUAGCGUCGUUGCACGACGAUAAUGAAGAAGAGAGGCUGGCGCGCGCUGCAGGAGUGGGCAGGCGAGAUGAAGCAGGUCUCCUCGGCAGCACAGAAGAUCUUUCACAUGUAGUUCUCGCUGCAGGGGAGGAUCCGUUUGUACCUGCAGCCCUAGGCCUCGAACAGUCAAAUAGUACAAAUGUUGUAGCUUCUAGUACAAGAACGAAUGCCGGCGCAACUGGUGCAACUGCAAAUCACUCAUCUCCCGACGAGAGUUUGGGCCCUCAAGAUCAUCGUCAACCAUCAGCGAAAGACCAUAGCGGCUGCUCCGUUUCUGUUAAACAAGAACAGGCUGACGGUUCAUCAGCCUGCUCAGCUUCAUCGGAAGAUACCUCCAAUCUUCGCAAAAAAAAGAGGAGUACUAACCAGCUGAAGAAAGCACCAGAAUCUUCCGGAGGAAGUAGUAGAGCCAUAGUUGGAACAGUGGUUGCACAGGUUGCUUCAGCAAAAGGUGUCGGAGCGUUUUUUGAUCAUUUUGAGCAGCAAGAACAUAAACGCGAAACAAGCGUGUGCGUGGGCGAAGGAAGUCCUCGACGCGAGCAGGAAGGGGAGCGCAACAAAAAUCUUGUAGGUACCCUUUGCAAUAUGGCACCAGAAGUCCUAUCAAGGCGGCAAUACAGCCCGGCUUCCGACUUGUGGGCGCUUGGUACGAUAUACUACGAACUGAUUGCAGGCGCCACGCCAUUUGACGUCGGAUCCGUAGAGAUGUUACGAGAUAUGCACUGGGAUCCUGUGUUGUGGACGGGUGAGGUGGAACCAGCACCAACUCCUGGGAGAGGAGCCACAACUCGAUCUCGUAUUCAUUUUAAAAGUUUUUAAUAUGAAAAUGAAACUACUUACAAUUUGAUGAAACGGAAACCUUACUCUUCGAAUUAUUUGAGAUUAAGAUGCACUGAUGCUGAUCAUGAUGACUUAGAAUGAUGCAUGGUCUUCGAAUGGUCAUGUCAUUUAACAACCGUAAGACAACUUUUCAUGCUCGUCCUCUUGAAUCAGUUGCUCUCUUAUUAGAUGCAGAUGGUUUGAUUUUGAAGAAUGACCGGGGGAUUUUCUUCAUGUGUUUUCAACAACAUUUCACGUUUGAUAUUGUUCAAAUUUAUAUUUUUAUCAAAAACAACUUGAUGAUAGUGGCCCUUUUCUCUUUUAUAUCUUCCGCUGGUCUGUCUUUUUUCUAGUUAGGUCGGCUCCACCACAAAUUAUUAUCAAAAACAACAUACAGUGUCGAGAUCGAGAUCGAUCGGAGGCAAAUCUUCUGGCGAUGUGAAAUUGGUUCUUGGGCGCACGAUACGCGAGGCGCGGUUCUGGGACAAAGCUGGCAAGGAUGCGGUGGAGUUGGUGCAGAAGCUACUGACAAGGGACGUGAAGUGUCGACUUUCGGACGCCAUGCAAGUGGUCCGACAUACAUUUUUGCGGGAAUACUGCCGUGGAACGCGCAUUCGUGCAAAAAUCAACCGUUAUUUGCUCCGCGGUAGUCGGAGUACUGCUGCUGUGGGUACAUGCGUCAAACUGCUGGUCUAUCCGUACGCUGCUUCGCACAGGGAGUUUCUGGGAAAAGCCUACCGCUACUGGGUGCAGCGGUUUUAUUCUGCCGGACGUGGAACAGAAGGUGCUGGUCAAAAUCAAAUUCAACAAGAAGGUGGAACAGGAGUAGAUCAGCAAAGACAGCAAGAAUUACAGGAUGCGAGUGGGCCACGACUCGUAGCUUUAAGGAUAAUGAACAUGAUUAGCCGAAAAACUGCGCCCAUACGCGCAACGUUUAUGGCGCUUUUGUCAUGGUGGUGGCUCAUGGUGCGACGGCCUCGGCGACUCUUUUUGUUGAUGAAGGCGUUCAUUCGCGCGCUCUUGCGACCAUUUGUUGGUGCACUGUUGCGUGCGGGCUUGCUCCCCCUAAGUUGGACCUCAACAUCUCUGUUCCUAAGAGCGCACGCGCAGGCUUUCAAGGGGAGAAUGUUGCAAAACGCGAUGGUUUUACUUCCCUCACUAGCAGCGCAGAAUGAGAACCAACGGUAUCUAUUGCAGAUCGACGAAGAAAAUGUGGAUUCGAGGAAUUCAGGAACGCAACAAGAGCGUCACAACCGCGAUCAUCAGUUUGAGGACGACAAUCUUCCAAGAAUGCUAUCAGCAACUCCAUCUUCUGAUAGGCAUGCCUCAUGGACUAAUUAUGCGAACCAAACGAGUGCGGGCGCUCCUCACCAGUUCGGAAAGCCGCGAGGUGAGCCACAAUCAGCAGAGAAGACGCCGAUAGCGCGACAGGGAAGUACAACUUCUAGUAGAACCUCCUUGCUUAACAAUACCUACACUGAUCAUGAUCAAAAAUCAAAAAUAAACCACACGAAGGACGAUCCAAAGACUAGAAGAAUCAUGGACGACGUUCCUUGCGAAGACGUUUCUACCGCGCCACGAGCAGGCGAGGUCGUAGCACCGCGAAGGGAUAACGAGCGCCUCCACUUCGUUUUGUCUGGCUUCCUAUAA